Molecule: messenger RNA, 3750 nt
Organism: Anopheles bellator
Lineage: Eukaryota; Metazoa; Arthropoda; Insecta; Diptera; Culicidae
Gene: Herc4
Product: probable E3 ubiquitin-protein ligase HERC4
Exons: 10
Coding region: 219-3371 (1050 amino acids)
Molecular function (GO): ubiquitin-protein transferase activity
Source: RefSeq, a predicted model, not a curated record
UGUCGGAAUUCGUUCGUUGGAAAAAGGGAGUUUCACGUACAAAGUUCCCGCCAAUGUAGUCGCGGAAGCUUAAAUUAUUCAGCGAAAUACAAGUGUUUUGGAUUAGGCAAGAAACCGAUUCGGAAAACACCUGCUAAAUACAUGUAGUUGGACGCACGCACCUAAGACCAUCCACUUUGAAGACCAUUGUUUUCAUUCUCUUAGACUAGGAUAACGUAAUGGCAGUCUACUGUUGGGGCAAUACGGCCCACGGUGAGCUGGGCCUUGGCGGGAUCGAGGAAGAGCAGGUGAUGGUACCGCGGAAGAUGGAUUGGUUGCAUGCGCACGACAUUGCACAGGCGGCUUGCGGCGCCAGCCACACGUUGCUGUUAGUGAGCGAGGGAAAGCUGUAUUCGUGUGGCAACAACGAUCACGGCCAGCUGGGCCAUGAUGUCGAAAGUUUGCCAAACAAAAGGCCACAACGUUUAACGUCACUCGAAAACUACAUCAUCACACACGCCUGUUGCGGCAUAGCGCACUCACUAGCGCUCACCAAUUGGGGACAAAUAUAUAGCUGGGGCUCAAAUGCAAUGGGUCAGCUCGGACAGGAUGUGGACGUGACACGCCAGCCAUCACCACGACUCAUUCGGUCGAUUGCCGCCAAACAAGUUGUGCAGAUCGCCUCUGGGCAAUACCAUUGCUUGGCGCUGACCAACAACGGCGAGCUUUAUGCUUGGGGUUCGAAUGCUUACGGUCAGCUAGGUAUUGGAACGACCAAUGAAAAAGUGGCCACACCGACGCUAGUUGUAUCGUUGGCCGGUGUGCCGAUCGCUUUCAUUGCUUGCGGUGGAAACCAUAGCUUCGCUGUAUCCAAAUCCGGGGCCAUUUUUGGAUGGGGAAAGAACACAUUCGGACAGCUGGGGUUAAACGAUCUGAACUCCCGUAGCUUUCCGACUCAACUACGUACGCUACGCAGCCUCGGCGUGCGGUACGUCAGCUGCGGUGACGAUUUUUCCGUGUUUCUGACCGCCGGCGGUGGUGUGUUUACGUGCGGCGCCGGUUCUUUCGGUCAGCUGGGGCACGGUAGCUGCAACAACGAAAUAUUGCCCCGCAUGGUGUUCGAGCUAAUGGGUAGCAAGAUCACGCAGGUUGCAUGUGGUCGACGUCACACGCUAGCGUUUGUGCCUUCACGGGGGAAAAUCUACGGUUUCGGACUCAGUGGCGUUGGGCAAUUGGGAAUCGGUAUCGUUGGUAUCUGCAACACCCCGCAGAUCGUUCGCGGACCAUGGCUUACAACCGAUCAAGAUAUUGAUGACUGCGAAGUUUCACAAAGGAUCGUUAACCGUAUAUUCUCCGGCGGUGAUCAGUGUUUUGUUUCGAUGUUCUCCAGCGAAGAAUCGGACGACUAUCGGCAGUACGACAAAAAUACACAAAUUCUUUCCCUGUCGCUGCAACUGGCGAGAGAGCUCGCGGAACUGAAGCCUGAGCAGACGGUCGAGCUCGAUCUAAUGUCCUCGCUGGAAACGAUCUUCAAAUCACUCGCCUGCCUGAACGGAUCGCUACUACUGCCGAACGAUCAACACUUCUGCUGUACCUCCAAACAUCCAGGUAUCGAUAUGGAUGCCGCAACCGAAGCGUUCGAUUUGGUGCGCAAAAUUGAGCAUGAAUCACUACGCCAGCUGAUUCGUGAUUCUAUCACGUCCGAUCUGCUUGCGUCUCUCGUCCCUUCGCCUGCGGACGUUGAAACGUUGCGCAUCUAUUUGCUGCUGCCACUAUACCACGAGUUCAUCAAUCCGAAGCACUACCAGAAGCUACACGCCCCGUUCAGCAAGUCGGUUCGAAAUCUACAGAAGAUACCUUACGAAAUUGUGACCCGUUGGUGGGCCUUUACUUCUCGCGAUUACUUCGAGCGGUUGGUAGAGAACUGUAAGAGCGUCGUUUUGUACAUCGUGCGUUACAAGCUGCCGAAGGUGGUGAUGGAGCGAGAGGAGCACCACGAGCUGCGGUACGACGAGCAACUCGUCUCGUUGCUCGAACUAAUGGCCAUUCUCUAUUGGAUCAAUCACACCAAACGAGAAAGUAAGCUGGCAUACGAGCACUUCCACAUCGGGGAAAUAGCUGAAUUGAUCGAUCUGCCGCAGGAUUACUACAAAUGGACACGCGACACGACGGGUCAGUACUUUUCGCUAUGCAACUAUGCGUUCAUAUUUAAUGCCGCAGCCAAGAUGCUGCUACUGCAAACCGAUCAGAUACUGCAGAUGCAAAAAGCGAUUAGUACACCGACGGCAACGUCGGUUUUGCCGUCACUCUUCUUCCCGACUGUACCGCUAGUGCCGCAGUUUAUCGUGCUGAAUGUGACGCGCGAAAAUCUUGUGGAAGACACGAUCCGCGAGCUGUCGCAGUACGCAGCGAGUGAUCUGAAGAAACCGAUUAAGAUCAAGUUCUGCGGCGAGGAGGGUGAAGACGCGGGCGGUGUACGGAAGGAAUUUUUCAUGCUUCUCUUGCGCGAUAUUCUGGAUCCAAAGUACGGAAUGUUCAAAUCGUUCGAAGAGUCACGGACGAUCUGGUUCACGGAGGAUUACUUCGAGGGAGACGAUAGUAUGUUCGCACUGAUCGGCAUUCUGUGCGGUUUGGCGAUCUACAAUUUUACAAUCAUCGCGAUUCCAUUCCCGCUGGCGCUGUACAAAAAAUUGCUCGGCGAGGAGGUGGAUAUGAGUGAUUUGCGCGAGCUUACACCGACCGUGGCACGAUCGAUGCAGAGUGUACUGGACUAUGAGGAACCGGAUCUGGCGGACGUGUUUGAGUUAACGUUUUCGACCACCCGUGAAUACUUUGGCGAGAUACAGACGAUCCCACUGAAGCAAGGCGGUGAAGAGAUUCGGGUGACGCAGGAGAACAAACAUGAAUUCGUUCAGCUUUAUAUAGACUAUGUGUUUAAUAAAUCGGUAGAAAAAUCAUUCCGGCAGUUUCUCGCUGGUUUUAUGCGCGUCUGCGGAGGGCGCGUGUUGCAACUCUUUAAAGCGCACGAACUUAUGGCUGUGGUAGUGGGGAACGACGAGUAUGAUUGGAUGGCGCUAGAAGAGAAUACCGAGUAUAAGAAUGGGUACUCAUCAAGUGAUCAAACGAUUCGUUGGUUCUGGGAGGUGUUUCACGAGUUGCCGCUGGAGGAGAAGAAAAAGUUUCUGAUCUUUCUCACCGGCAGUGAUCGUAUACCAAUCCUCGGGAUGAAAGCAAUAAAGAUCUGUAUUCAACCAAUGCCGGAUGAUAAAUUUCUUCCCGUGGCCCACACUUGCUUCAAUGUGCUUGAUCUACCCCACUACCAGACAAGGGAGAAGCUCAAGUACAAACUGCUGCAAGCAAUACAACAGAAUCAGGGAUUUAACCUGGUGUGAUGAGCGGGGAGAAGAAUGAUAUGAAUUUUUCUCUCGCUGCGGUCGUUUGAGUGUUAUUAGGUGUUAUUUUUUUCACUGUAAGCGACUAGCAGUGUAAACUGAAACCAUAACAAAAUGGCAACGAAAUUUCCCGGGUGUUGGUUUGUUACGGUCGUUGCAAAAUGUAUCCAUUGGCGUGAGGGUUUACUCGCGCUAAGAACUGAGAUUUCCUUUUCGUUCCACUAUUCUUCUACAUCCAACUUCAUGUCACUCCAAAAAGAUUUGAUUUAUUAUUUCGACACUGCCAAUAGGUUGUGCUUUCCUACGCGAUCGGUUAUUGUUUUGUUCUCGCACUGCACCGUUGUUGAAAACUGUUGACAUGAAAGGCGAAACAGGGGCA